Molecule: messenger RNA, 3156 nt
Organism: Strigops habroptila (Kakapo)
Lineage: Eukaryota; Metazoa; Chordata; Aves; Psittaciformes; Psittacidae
Product: cytochrome c oxidase assembly protein COX19
Exons: 3
Coding region: 22-405 (127 amino acids)
Biological process (GO): mitochondrial respiratory chain complex IV assembly
Cellular component (GO): mitochondrial intermembrane space
Source: RefSeq, a predicted model, not a curated record
GGCGGUCACGUGCCCCGCUCGAUGCGCUCGGCGCUCUGGCGCCGCUCGGUGUUCGGUUGCCCCCUGUGGCGAGCGAGUGACGGGAGGGACCUGGUCCCAGCCCGUUCACCCCCCGCCGGCGACAUGUCCACCGCCAUGAACUUCAGCAGCAAAAGCUUCAAGCCGCGGCCGCCGGACAAGGGCGCCUUCCCGCUGGAUCAUUUCGGGGAGUGCAGCGCCUUCAAGGAGCGGUUCAUGGAGUGCCUCCGCGACAGCGGCUACGAGAGCGGUGCCUGCCGGCAGCGCGCCAUGGCCUACCUGGAGUGCCGCAUGGAGAGGCAACUUAUGGCUAAUGAACCACUGGAAAAAUUGGGAUUUAAAGACCUGAUUGAUGAGAAAUCAGAAGCAAAACAAGAAAAGUUGUGAUGAAGACGGACAUCUUCACUCCUCAUGUAUGGAAGGCAUAACUCUUAAUAUAGUACAUAUUGUACGUUCUGUUCAUAUUGCACUAGGAAGUGUUUCCUGAAGGAACCUUUUUCAAGGUCUAAUUUUCCUAAAAUAAGAUUAUUUUUUAAAAAAAUGAGCAAAAGUACUGCCUUUGUCUGCUUUCCUCAAGUAUUCUUUUUUCCCUUUUAAUUUCUCUAGCCUACUUUUAAAGAUCCAUAAGAACCUGGAGAAAACAGUUACUGCCUGAAGUGUUUUCCAUGUCUCUAAGAACGGUGAAGUCUUAAAAAGACAAAACAAACCCCUUUAUCGUGUAGAUAUUGAACUACAGAUUAAUCUAACGUGGACAUUACUAAUGUGCUUACAGCAGUUACUUGUCAGGUGGAAAUAAAGCUGUUGCGGUACUUGCAAAUUGCUUUUUGUUAAACACCCAUCUUUGGGUUGAUUUCCUUCUCACCCUGCUAUAGUCUUCUUGGGUACUGAGGUGAGGGGUUUUCUUGCAGUCUUUUAACCUUCAUUAUUGUUGGGAGAGUAUUUCUAGUUCCAGACACCAGUCAGGUAGUGAUUCUGCUUUUAUUUACCACACCAACAGUAACUAACUGACUUCACCUGACUUCAUUUAAUUGAAAUACUUCAUGAUGAAUAUAUUUGUUUCUUUGAGUAGAGCUGCCAUAUGUUUUUUUAAUAUCUUUAUAGUGACAUCAGUGUGGAGACAAGAAUUGAAUUUAUUUGUUGUCUCAGUAACUGGUAUUUAUUUGUGUCUCUCUCCCAUGUAAAUGGGAUUGGAUAAUUUUAUUGUUUUAAAAGCAAAUGCUUUAUGUUAAAACCCAGUGUAGAUCAAGAGUUAGCUAUCUAAGAAAUACAGUAUUUCUUUCCAGAACAGGCAGCUGAGCAGGUAAUGUAGCAGGCCAUAGAGUAGAUGAGCAAUCAGGUCAGAGAAUGUCUUUAAGAUCCCUGAUAUUUUCUUAAUUAAUACUGAGUUCAAGACAAAAUAAUUGGGCCUUUUAGCUCCCUAGAAAUAUGUUUCAAGCAGACAAUAAAUUUGUAAAUCCUCUGGAUGCACUGGAUUUCUUGCCCUGUCCCCCCUGCUUGCAGGUGGUUUUUCAUUUUUUUAACCCACUGAAUCAUUUCUCUCUCUAUACAUCUGGCUCUCAAGCAACAAGCUUUAGGGUCAGGGCCUGCAGACAGCGAUACACACACUGUUUGCCAAGACAGUUCUCCUACACUUUCUGCUUUAUUUGGUGUUCCCUGUUUGAUAUAUCUCACCUUUCCUGCUAUUACUGUCUCCUAUUACUGCUUUUGCUUCUCCUUCUUUCCACUGUGCAUCUGUUCACACACAGAGAUCCAGGAAAGGGUAAAAAAACAUUUUCUGCUCUUCAUAUUGAUGGUUGGAACUGGGAUUUAAAUUGUUUUUGAGGUCUAAUCUGAUUGAACACUCUGCACAUAGUUAAGAGCAGGUUCUUGUUUGAAAAGAUUGUUUGUGUGCAGCUGCAUAUUUUUAUUCUGCUUCAUUCUACUGUUCAAAUUAUAUCCUUUGGUAAGAUUAGUACAUUUAUAGAAAAGAAAGCAGAGAUUUUAUUGCUGAAGCAGAUAUUAAAAGACAUUAUAUUAAACCACUGAACAAGAGCUUUCUUUCAGUGAUACCAAGUAAGAAUUAAUCUCCAGCAUCUUCAGAAGAAAGAAAUCAAAUUUCAUGCUUCUGUGCUCCCUGAAUAUUACAAGGUGAAGUGAAUCCUGAUAGGUGUGAAAGAACUCACCACCAAUGGUGGUGGAGUAGUCCGGGCUGUUGUCGGUAGUAGUUUCAUCUUUCGGAUGUUACUCUGCACUGUCGUUUGGCCAUACAGUUACUGCAUGAGUUAGGUGUGUGUUUUUCCUAAGGCAAUUGAUACUGACUCUGAUCUCCAGGCUAUUAUAGAGUAAAAUGGGUGAAGUUUGUCUUGAGUGAUUGAAUUUUGACCAUAAGCUGGAGUGAUAGCUGCCUUUAAAUGAAAUGUCUCAGAUCACACACUGAAGGAGGGACCAGUGGGGACGCUGUAGUGACCAAGGCCUAUGUUUUGGACCUGCUGCAAGAGGGAUAUUGAGGGGAAAAAAGCAGUUUCAAAAACUUCAUGGCAUGCUGAAGUGAAGAGUGCUCUCUGCUACUUGCAGGCUUGGAGUGCCUCUGUAGUGUUACAGUGAUAUAGCCAGCAGGACUCUGCAUAGCUCAGACUGACUGUGCUGCUGAGCCACCAAAACAGCCAGAGCACGCUUCAUCCUUCACAAAUAGUAACAGAAUUAGUAAUUGGGAACACCAAGGCGACCUUUCACCAACCCGAAGAGAAUGUCCUCAUCCCGUCGAGAUCCAUGGGCGUAUUGUGUCCUGCCUCCCAGCACUGUCCCCUUCAUGCCAGGACAAGGGGUAGUUGAAGCUCAGGGAGUUGGCAGAGGCACAUGUUUCCUGGCUGUAGGGAACUAGCUGGAGAACAGAAUAUGUUUAGUGGAGCUGUAAGGUGAGCUCAGAGCUGGUGAGGACCAUCAGCUGGUCUCAGUUGAGAUCUAAUGCAACAGAAGUGGUGGAAAACCAAGUCUGUAGUCAGCGCCGAGCCUGGGAUCAAACAAUUUUCCCAACUUGCUGUAUGGGACAAGUCCCUGCCACACAAGAGUCAUGUGGGAGAAGAAAAGUCCCAGAAUGUGCUUCAAUUUAUUCCUGCCAACAUACUGAUCGUUAAUAAAAGCCUUUCUGUGUAAAUCCUA